UUUCGAACAGCCAAUCGCGCGAGAGACGCCGGACGCGCGCACGUCCCCUGGAGUUUAACGGUCGCGAGAGGCUGCUCGGCCGACCCUGACUUCGGCAGGGGGAGCGGCAACCAGACUCUCAAGAAGUUUAGGAUAUUUCACAGUUCUGAAUGUUAGCAACUGAAAAUGCCGGUAGACGAUGAAGCAUCUGAAGAUGACCCGGAUUCAGUUUCCACAAACAGUGAAAGAGCCUAUAUUUUCAAAUAAGAGAGUAUAACAAUUUCUGUACACUAUGGAGGAAUUUGACUUGAUGAAAACCUUACAAAAAGCUGUAGAAUCUGAUUUCAAAAAUUCUCCCCAUUCUCUUGGAUUGAGCUUAAUUACUAAUAGAAGUAGUACAAAUGGGGUAUCCUCUUUCUCAGGGAAGACCAGACCGUCGGUCAUUCAAGGUACAGCUGAAUUCCUAAACUCCUUAACGCAAGAGCUACAGAACAGUGGAAAAACUGAUUCGGAACUUUGGAAAAACUGUGAGACUAGGUGGUUACAGCUGUUCAAUUUGGUGGAGAAACAAUGCCAACAACAGAUAGUUGCUCAGCAGGAACAGUUCCACAACCAAAUUCAACGUAUACAAGAGGAGAUCAGAAACUUGGUCAAAUUGCAGAUCAGUAAUGGUUCUUGGGCUUCCAGUGAUAGAAGUCCUUCAAGCAAACACCUGUCUUCAGAAAGUCAGAUGGGUUUUUUUUCUGAAAAUAGUGAAAGAAAUGAAUCUGUUAUCAGUUUUCCUGAGUCUAAGGAGCCUGAGAUGCAGCAGGAAAUGUCCACGUCACAGCCAGACUGCAAUGUGGACGGCAGCUCAGUGAGCAGUGGCUAUGGCACCUUUUGCAUCUCAGAACUGAACACCUGCAAAUCCAAGGACCCCACAGAGCUCAUGGAGCACCCAGGCCUUCCUGAGGGACAGUACUCCGCACCUGGCGUGCAGACAGAUUCACCUGUGGAUGGCGCAGGAAAUGACAGUUUUUACACACAGACUCCUGAAGAGUUUUGUGAAUCCUUAAAGGAAGAUACUUUUCAUGAUGAAUUUGAACAUAAUUUUCUAGGUGAAAAUAAGAUUUCUGAAGUAUACAGUGGAAAAGCAGACAGUAAAUCCAUAACAUCAUGGGCACAAAAGCUGAAGCAGAACCAACCCAAGAGAGCACAUGUAGAAGAUGGAUGUCCAAGAUCUAAGCCGGGGAGUGAGCAGAGCAAGAGACCUCCCGCCGAGAAGUCUGACUUUACUGCCGCGCACCCACGUGCUUUUUACCUCACUAAACCAGACGAAGACCCAAACUCGUGGAUGUCGGACUCAGGAACAGGACUGACCUACUGGAAGCUGGAGGAGAAGGACAUGUAUCGCUGUCUGCCUCAAUGUCUGGAGAAGAUGUUUGUACCCUGCACAGAUGGUUCACCGAACCAGUCUAAUACUAGUAAUGAGAUGAAGCUCCGAUCACUGAAGGAUAUUUAUCAUAAAAAGCAAAGGGAAAACAAGCAGUUACCUGAGAGGAAUCUCACUUCUGCUUCCAACCCAAAUCAUCUACCAGAGGUCCUUACUCUAGAUCCGACGUUGCAUAUGAAGCCAAAUCAGCAGAUUUCAGGGAUUCAACCACGUGACUUUUUGAAUGCUCUUGAUGACAGAAUAUCCUUUUCACCAGACUCUGUUCUGGAACCAAGUGUGUCUAGUCACUCUGACAUCGACUCAUUUUCACAAGCAAGCAAUAUCACUUCUCAGUUAUCUGGGUUCCCCAAAUAUCCUUCAAAUGCAAAAGCUUCACCAAUGGACUCUUGGAAGAAUCAUGCAUUCCAAAGCGAAAGUAGGACCAGUUCCACGUUUCCUUCGGUGUACACUAUUACUAGUAAUAAUAUCUCGGUCAACACUGUAGAUGAAGAGAACACUGUCAUGGUAGCGUCGGCCUCGGUCAGUCAGGCCCAGCUUCCAGGUACAGCCAACAGUGUCCCAGAAUGCAUUUCAUUGACUUCCCUGGAAGAUCCCGUGAUAUUGUCUAACAGGAUUAGGCAGAACCUGAAGGAGAAGCAUGCUCGGCACAUAGCUGAUCUUCGAGCUUAUUACGAGUCAGAAAUAAAUAGUUUGAAACAGAAGCUGGAGGCAAAAGAAAUUUCUGCAGUUGAAGAGUGGAAGAAAACCAAUCAAAUUCUUGUGGACAGAUGUGGACAAUUAGAUAGUGCUUUGAAUGAAGCUACUGGUCGUGUGAGAACACUUGAAAAUAAGAAUAACUUGUUGGAAAUAGAAGUGAAUGACUUGAGAGAACGCUUUAGUGCAGCUAGCAGUGCCUCCAAAAUUUUGCAGGAACGAAUUGAAGAAAUGAGAACGAGCAAUAAAGAAAAAGACAAUACCAUCAUUCGACUAAAAUCUAGGCUGCAGGAUUUAGAAGAAGCAUUUGAGAAUGCUUACAAACUUUCAGAUGAUAAAGAAGCUAGACUAAAACAAGAAAACAAGAUGUUUCAAGAUCUCUUAGGAGAGUACGAGUCCCUUGGAAAAGAACAUGGCCGAGUAAAGGAUACAUUAAAUACAACCGAGAACAAAUUGCUUGAUGCACAUACUCAGAUUUCUGAUUUGAAAAGGACCAUCUCAAAACUUGAAGCUCAAGUGAAGCAAGUAGAGCAUGAAAAUAUGUUAAGUCUUCGUCAUAAUUCUAAAACUCAUGUGAGACCUUCACGUGCCAACGUUUCUCAUUCUGAUAGCACACUGGCAACCUCAGAUGUCAGCAGGCGGAAGUGGCUGAUACCAGGCGCAGAGUAUUCCAUUUUCACUGGCCAGCCUCUGGACAUCCAGGACAGGAAGGUGGAUAAUCAGCUGGAGGGAACCUAUGUUCCUGGGUAUUAUUCUCCUCCUGAAAAGGAUUCUUCACCUGGAAAUUCACCAACAAGCUUCUUAAUUAAAAAACAAAGGGAGACUUCAGACACACCCAUCAUGAAAGCUUUAAAAGAACUUGAUGAAGAAAAAAUACUUAAAAAUUGGGGGACACAGACAGAGAAAGAGGACACCUCAAGUAAAUUAGUGAAUUCUCGGCAAACUGAAUCUUCAGUCAGUACAAAUCCUUCCCCAGAGAAAUGUGCUCAACAGAGACAAAAGAGACAGAAUUCUGCCUCGCAAAGAUCAUCGUCUUUACCACCUUCGAAUCGUAAAUCCAGUACUCCAACAAAAAGAGAGAUUAUGUUAACACCAGUGACUGUGGCUUAUAGUCCAAAGCGAUCCCCUAAAGAAAAUUUAUCUCCAGGAUUUAGUCAUCUACUUAGUAAAAAUGAAAGCAAUCCAAUUAGAUUUGAUAUGCUUUUGGAUGAUUUAGAUACUGUUCCUGUGUCCACAUUACAACGAACCAAUCCAAGAAAACAGCUCCAGUUUGUUCCUCUAGACGACUCAGAAGAAAAAAGAUAUUUAGAAAAUGCCACUGGCAGUCAUGAUAAUCUUAACUCUUGCUCUGAAUCCUUGCCAAAUGGAGUGAAGAACGCAUCUGUGAGAUCAGCCUGGGAGAAGAAUAAGUCAGUUAGCUAUGAACAGCGUAAGCCUGUUUCAGUAACACCACAGGGUAAUGAUUUUGAAUAUACGGCAAAAAUUAGGACCCUAGCUGAAACGGAACGAUUUUUUGAUGAACUUACAAAAGAAAAGGACCAGAUUGAGGCAGCACUAAGCCGAAUGCCUUCUCCUGGAGGAAGAAUCACUCUGCAGACCAGACGGAAUCAGGAAGCCUUGGAAGAUCGUUUGGAAAGGAUCAACCGAGAACUGGGCUCGGUCCGCAUGACACUAAAGAAGUUUCAUGUUUUGCGCACCUCUGCAAAUCUUUGAGAUUUGUAGCCAUUAAAUUUUGAGACACUUUGUUUGCACUAAUGUAUAAUUAUGCACUCAGAAGAGGCGAGCUAUUUUGUACUGUUUCUAAGCCUUCAAACAGUAGUUUUUCAAUCAUGCUAUUCUUACACUUGCUAUUUUAUACUUCAAAUGGCCACAUAUUUUCAAGAUAUUUUUGUUAUGCUCAGGAAUCUCUUGUAUAUUUUACUAUUUAAAAAGCAUUAUUUUUAAAUAGUAUGUCUUCAAUUUAUAUCAAGAAUAAGGAAAUGUAAACAGGGCAGGCAGCUUGUUUCUAAACAAAUAGUAUUGUCCUUUUAAGAUGAACUUUGCACCCCAAUUUUAUAAACUUGUUCUACAUUGUAAAUAUAACUCAUUUUUUAUAAAAAUAAAUGCUUAACAGCUUCCAUAAUGAGAGACUAACACAUGCUGAAUACAUUUUAGCAAACCUUGGUUGGAUUUCAGUUGUGUGGAGGUUUAUAAAAAAUGAUGAUACAAUUCCUAUUUGAAACGUGUCUUAGAGUGAAUAUCAGAAUAAUAUUAGCUUACUGGAAAGUUUUGAAAGCUACAUAAAUAUUAGUCAUUUUAUUUCCCUAAAACUUUAUUGUUUAUAAGGAAAUAAAUAAACAGAGGGAUGUAAUUGUCUAAUUUUGUCUUAUAUGUAGUACUUUGAAAAAGCAGGUGGAGAGUGGUAGGCCUCUGCUCCCUGUUCUAAUGUGACUUGUGUCCCCCUGGACAAGAAAGAGACAGGUAAAGCUUUGAUGAGACACAGUGACAUACGCCAGCCAUCUGUGUCGCCCUGCCAGGAUCCAGCGCACCCUGGUUUCCUUACAGCACAUGACUUCGGCUGCCAGUCAACACUCUUCCAGGCCUUUUCACCCCACACCCCCUCCACCCCUGCAAGUAGUCACUGUUUCAGGAACCUGAGGUUUGGACCAGUGCUCUGCCUGUUAGGGACAGGGAACGUGCAGACAGAGCCUGCGGCUGUUGCUUGACCUUGCUAGAGGGCUGCAGCCCCUGCCUGGGCAGUGCUUCCUGGCUCGGGCGCAGCCUGUGGGCAGCAGUGCUGCCCUGGUGCAGGAGCAGCAGCAGGUUAGGCUGGUGCUGCUUAACCACCCACUUUUUGCUGGCCAGUUGGACCCAGUGCCCAGGCAUUCAAGCUUGGCAUGUGUCGGUAAACACUUGUCCAAACUUUCAGAACGGAUUCCCACUACAGUGCUCAGCUUCUAAGCUCUGGUUUGCUUUUGAGCUCUUAAAAAUUUGUGCUUACGAUGCACCAGGUUCAUUCAGUUACUCCAGUAGGGCAUCAGGCCUUCCCGCAGGAUUAUGGGUGGUGGCUGGCCACCUUCUACCCGCAUCACCUGGCAGAUCUCCAGGCCUGGGCCCACAGCCCUGCUCCCUUCUCUCUGUGGGGAUUCUCAGCCAGGAAGAGGGACCUUGGAACAGAGUAGCUGAACAUUUGUGCUCAGCUUUUGCAACCAGUUGAAGACUUUGAGCUAAUCAGAAUUACUGAACAGAAUCAAGUGCCUUCCUUCUUCAUUUUUUUUCUAGCUUUCUUUUCCUAAUCUCUUAGUUAAUAGUAAAGAAGUUCAUUUUAAUAGCUUGUGUGUAAACCUAGAAAAGGGGUUGACUUUACUGGUGAUAUUCCCUUUAGUGUGUUUGUAUAUAUGACAUUCAAAAUUAACUUAAGCUGGGUGUGGUGGCACAUGCCUGUAAUCCCAGCAGCUUGGGAGGCUGAGGCAAGAAGGAUGGUGAGUUUAAAGCCAGCCUCAGCAAU
This is a messenger RNA of Sciurus carolinensis (gray squirrel), 5591 nucleotides long. It is a transcript of the gene Mphosph9, whose product is annotated as M-phase phosphoprotein 9. The transcript is spliced from 24 exons. NCBI's taxonomy places the organism in Eukaryota, Metazoa, Chordata, Mammalia, Rodentia, Sciuridae. The record is from RefSeq and is a predicted model, not a curated record. Gene Ontology annotation, cellular component: centriole. Bases 272 to 3817 code for a protein of 1181 amino acids.